AUGAUAAACAACUGGGAUGGCAAAGUAUGCAAAUGUGCAAUGUCGUUCAGUCUCACGAGCGAUUACUUCGAUAAGCGCGCGGCGACAGCUUCGGGCAUUGUCGUCGCCGGUGCCGGGGUCGGCGGCCUCGUCCUGCCGCUCAUCGCUAACGCACUCGUCGCUGAGUACACUUACACGGGCGCCAGCCUCAUCAAUGGCGCCAUCGUGCUGCACACGGCCGCAUGUGCUGCCCUCCUGCGGCCGCUGCCGACCCGCGCUGCAACACGAACCGACGCUGGCGUGACCUUCACGCGCUUCGAGACGGCGCCAAGCGCAUACGAUCUCACCGCGGUAGCAGACGCCGUCGCUAAGCAACAGCCGCGCCACGCGUUCAGGUGGUCGGCGCUCGCCGACGCGCGUUUCUGGGUGUUCACUCUCUGUAUGUGUCUGCUCAACUUCGGUUUGUUCAACAUCGCCGUCUACCUGCCGAUCAAGAGCAUCGAGAUUGGAGGCGAGGACGCGAACACAGCCCUUGCUGUCAGCGUGUCCAGCGCCACUGACACGCUGGCGCGCCUCCUUCUCUGCGCUGUACUGUGGGACAGCAAGCACUUCCGCGGAAUCUACACCCGCCAGAUGGG
This is a messenger RNA of Priapulus caudatus, 617 nucleotides long. RefSeq names its product monocarboxylate transporter 12-like. NCBI's taxonomy places the organism in Eukaryota, Metazoa, Priapulida, Priapulimorpha, Priapulimorphida, Priapulidae. The record is from RefSeq and is a predicted model, not a curated record. The annotation marks the transcript as partial. The transcript is spliced from 2 exons. Gene Ontology annotation, molecular function: monocarboxylic acid transmembrane transporter activity. Gene Ontology annotation, biological process: monocarboxylic acid transport; transmembrane transport.